Meleagris gallopavo (turkey) is the source of this 3557-nucleotide messenger RNA. Lineage: Eukaryota; Metazoa; Chordata; Aves; Galliformes; Phasianidae. The record is from RefSeq and is a predicted model, not a curated record.
GACCCGCGCGCUGCCGGCGCGUCGCUUCUCACGCGCCUCUUCUGCCUUAUUGUUAAGGGAUCUCUAUCGCGGCGUCGACUUCGGCGUGCCCGGCCGGGGAUGUGAGGGGCGGCGGCAGCAGUUCUCGUCGCCGGGAGCCUGCGGUUGCGGUCGGCUGAAGAGUUUGGAACGGAUGUUGGAAGAUGUUAGCUGUGGAUACUGGGCUUGUGGAGGAGUGGUUAUCGGAGUUCAAGACGCUGCCAGAAGCAUCCAUAUCCAGCUAUGCUACAAACCUGAAAGACAAGAGUGCUCUGAUUUCAUCUCUUUACAGAGUAAUUCAGGAGCCACAAAGUGAACUUCUGGAGCCCGUCUGCCAUCAGCUCUUUGAGUUCUAUCGCAGUGGUGAGAAGCAAUUACUACGAUUCACACUGCAGUUUCUGCCUGAACUGAUGUGGUGCUACCUUGCUGUCUCAGCCAGCAGAGAUUUGCAGAGCAGUGGAUGUAUAGAAGCCCUUCUUCUAGGAGUGUAUAACUUGGAGAUAGUUGACAAAGAGGGACACAGCAAAGUGCUGAGUUUCACUAUUCCAUCUUUGUCCAAACCUUCAGUAUAUCAUGAACCUUCCAGUAUUGGCUCCAUGGCUCUUACUGAAGGAGCUUUGUCCCAGCAUGGUUUGUCCAGGGUUGUGUACAGUGGACCUCAUCCUCAGAGGGAGAUGUUGACAGCACAGAACAGGUUUGAAGUGUUGACUUUCCUUCUGCUCUGCUACAAUGCUGCCUUAAGCUACAUGCCUGCAAUUUCUCUUCAGUCAUUGUGUCAAAUUUGCUCAAGAAUUUGUGUCUGCGGAUAUCCUCGCCAACAAGUCAGAAAGUAUAAGGGAGUAAACAGCAGGAUUCCAGUUUCAUCUGAAUUCAUGGUGCAAAUGCUAACAGGGAUUUAUUAUGCCUUUUAUAAUGGAGAAUGGGAUCUGGCUCGUAAAGCUAUGGAUGACAUUUUGUAUAGAGCACAACUGGAACUGUAUCCAGAACCUCUGCUGGUUGCUAAUGCAAUAAAAGCUUCACUGCCUCAGGGUGCCAUGAAGUCUAGUAAAGAAGGUACAAAAUGCAUUCAGGUUGAAAUUACACCUACUUCAUCCAGGAUAUCAAGAAAUGCUGUGACUAGCAUGUCUAUCCGAGGGCACAGAUGGAAAAGACACGAUUCAGGUGGGGGAAGAGCUGCUGAACAAGGGAUCAAAACUUCCAGCGACUUGCUGUGCUGUGUUUGUAAUUCUGAUGAAAGGGAGGAGUCAGUGUAGAUAAGUGUUCUUUUAAUAGGCUGAAUAAAGACUUUAAAACAGUAUUACGAUGACUUCUAUAUGAUGUGUGCUAUAUGAACUUUUUUGUAGUAUAUAUAAAGUUCAGUUCAAAAAAAUAUUGCAAAGAUCUGUGUUACUGGAAAAAAAAAAAACCAAAAACAACAAUGCACCACACAGGGAUAUUUCAGGUAGCUGUUGAAGAUUAUAAAUAUUCUGAUAAAAGAGGGUUUAAAAAUAACAAUAACGAUUUCUGAACAGUGAUGAUACAUGCUGAUAUUAGUUCCAGUAGUAAGCUUUUGAAUGUGAGGAAGGGCAAAGGAAGUUAAAAUAGUUAAAGUUCUUUUCAUUUCAAUAACAUGCUUGAUUUAUUAACUUAAACUGGUAGGCAAAGACGAGGAGCAGAACAUUAAUGUCUUUGAUAUGAGUGUGGUUCAGUAGUAAGAGCGUAAGUCGUUUCUGAGAUUUCAAGACUGCUAAGGAACAUUUUAGCCAUUAUUGCUUAUUUUCCUUUCUGCCUGCUUAAAAUUUUUGAGGAGGGAAUAUUGACCUGGAGUCGGGAUACUGUAUAAUAAUGGCUUCUAAAUGCAGAUGUCCUCUAAAGCUUGGCAGUUUUGCUAUUAUUUUCAAGUGGUAAAUGGGAACGCAGAUCAGGGAUACUGAGUGUUUACUCAUUCAGAAGAGUUGGAAGUAUUAAAACAGUUUCCUUUGCUCUUGCAUUUACAGAAGAAAAUGAAAUAUAAAAUUAUCCUCAUGGGAAUCCAACUUUUUCAGCAAAUACAAGAAUGUGAAAGUUUUUACAAAUAUUUCUUCUUGGAGGGCCAAUACUGAGAGAAAGUCAAGAACCAAUGGUGGGACAAGUGUUCACUGCAACCGAUGGCAGUAAGGUGGAAGGGAAAUAAGAAUAUAAGUAGGAUUUGUAGAAAUGGGGGGAAGAGAGCAGCAAAAGAUAAACAGUGAUACUCUAGUUAAUAUGACAGAAGUGAGAAGUAGUGAGUAUUUAGGACAAGGACUGAAGAUCAAGGAGCACCGAGGAUUUCCACUAACAAACUCUUGUCAUCAUUCUAUUUGGGUUAUUGAAAAAACUUUGUAUUGGUCUAGUGGUACCGGGCUUAAAGAAGGACUGUAUUUCUGACUGAUCAGCAAAAUCUUUUUGGUUUAUAUGGCAGGUAUUUCAAGUAUGUAGCACUUGAGCCAGGCUACUCAGAAACUUCAUUAGAAAAUUCUAAAACAAAACAAGAAAACCUGUUGUUUAUGACUGGAACAGAGGCCUUUAAAAUCAGAACAAAAUGUCUUCAGAUUUCACAGUUCCUCAUAAAACUCAGUGUCCCACAAUCCCCUAUGAAAGAUGUGGAAUAGAUCUUCAGGGUAGGUGAAUAAUGAGGCUUGUGCUUACAGAUGCUUGUUUGAAUUAAAAUGAAUACUGGAGCAGGAAGAAAUAAGCCGGCAAACCUUGUACCUCCUGACCCACUGCUCUGCCACAGAGAGAAGGAAAGGAUCAAUUCAGAGAUUUUACUUUUGUAUUUCAAUACAAAGUGGGUUACACAAAUAGAUUUUGAAGCUAGGGGAGGCAGCUGAGAGGUAGUUUCUUAUGCGUGAUGUGGACCAUGAGAACUCACAAAGCAAAGUAUCUCUUGGGCUGCAAGGGCAGCAAUUUUAGAUCUGUCUAUUUGUAUAGAAUAAAAAACAAAAGAAUCUCAGCUGAUCACAUUUCUGAUUGAGAAGCAUGCGGGUUGUUUAUAUUGUUAUUUUAUUAAAAAUAACAGUUUAUUUCUGAAGUUUUGGGACACUGGGUCUUGCUAGCUUCUGUUAGAACUGUAAAUUGAAGUCUCUUGGGAAAAGAUCAACUUAAUUUUUAAAUUUGUUAUGAUACUUAACAAGAUUGUAAUUCUUGUUACUGAGAAGGACUUUUGUUUUUAAAUCAAGUUGUUAUCCUUGAUUUGGGUUUCUGACAGAGGUAGUAAUUGCAAAAGUCAUUUGCAAAAUGGACCCAUUACUCAUGAACAGGAUUUAGAGCUAAUUGAUUUCAGCCACCACUUACCAACAGAUUACUUGGAGCUACUGCAUUGGGUUGGCUUGACUUGAAUCAUACAGCUUAAAGGGAAUUUGAUCUAAUGGUAGUUUUUCAUGCCUCCGUGUUAGUGUUUAAAAAAAAAAAAACAACAACGUUUGAGUGGCAUCCAUGUUUCCAUUCACAAGUAGAGGUAGAGCAGAGAAAUCAAGCAGUUUAUGUACCUUUAUAAACACUGAAAAGUUAUUUACAGAAGCUAGGGCAAAAAAAAAAAAAAA